AUGGAAAAACCGCACAACCCAAAAUCCACACACAUCGAAAAAGCCACUACCAUACCCGAAGACUUCGAUCCAGCCCUCGAUAAGCGCCUCAACCGCAAAUUCGACAUGCGCAUUCUCCCCUGGCUAUUUGGAAUAUGGCUCUUCUCCUUCAUCGACCGCAGCAACAUCGGCAACGCCCGCAUAGCCGGCCUCACCACUUCCCUCUCUAUCACAACCGGCACGCGCUUCAACAUCGCCCUGCUCGUCUUCUACAUCCCCUACAUCCUCGUCGACGUACCCUCAAACCUGCUCGUCAAGCGGCUGCGCGCCGGCAUCUACUUGCCCACCUUGAUAACCGCCUGGGGUCUGGUAUGCACGAUGACGGGGUUUGUGAAGAGCUUUGCGGGGCUUGUGGCGUGUAGGUUAUUGCUGGGACUGUUCGAGGGAGGGAUAUUGGGGGGUGUGAUUAUUUAUCUUGCUAUGUUUUAUCGGAGGGGGGAAAUGUUGCUCAGGAGUGGGUUGUUUUAUUGUGCUGCGCCGCUGUCGGGGGCGUUUGGGGGAUUACUGGCGAGUGGGUUAGCGAGGAUACGGGUGGGUGGGUAUGAGAGGUGGCCGUGGAUAUUUUUUAUUGAGGGCGCGGCAACAGUCGUCUUUGGAGUUGUGUGCUUCUUCUUCAUGCCGGAUACCCCUGCUGCAGCGCAUUUUCUCACAGAUGAAGAGAAAGAGUGGGCAUUGCGCCGUAUGCGUAUUGAUGCAGGUGGAUCUACUGAUGUUGAUGUGGACGAUGAGAAGUUUAGUUGGUACUGGGUAAAGAUGGCGCUUCUAGCUCCCCAGACAUAUCUCUCUGCUUUUAUAUGGUUCUUUCUAUUGGUCCCUUUAUACGUAAGUAUCACGGAGAAGGAUUCUGCAAUACUGAUGUACUCCCAGAGUUUCUCUUUGUUCCUCCCGAGCAUUAUAGCGGGAAUGGGAUAUCAAAGUACAACAGCACAGCUCUUUACCGUACCUCCGAACAUAGCCGCCUUUCUCACAGUCAUCGGCACAGCAUACGCUUCCGAUAAACUCAAGAACAGGGGAUACUUCAUCAUUGGGGGUUGCGUUCUGGGUAUAUGUGGGUAUAUAAUGUUGAUCGUGGCAAAGACAAAUGCAGUGCGGUAUGCCGGGACGUUUUUAGUUGCUAUUGGCGUCUUCCAGGGUUCACCUAUGCUCAUGGGCUGGGCUUCAAAUAACCUCGCUCCACACUACGUGCGAGCUGUUGGCAUUGGGCUUAUUAUCUCCAUUGCAAACUGCUCGGCAUUCAUCGGAACGUUCAUAUAUUUACAGCGCGACGCUCCGAGAUACAUUCUAGGACAUUCGAUUAGUCUCGGGGCGCUGGUGAUUACAAUCAUCUUAGCGGCUAUGCAGUGCCUGUAUCUCAGCUGGGAGAACAAAAAGCGAAGGAAUGGUGAGAGGGAUGGCAGGAUACUGCAAAGCGAUGCAGGCAGACUUGGACAUCGGCACCCGAGCUUCAGGUUUACGCUCUGA
Bipolaris sorokiniana ND90Pr is the source of this 1500-nucleotide messenger RNA. RefSeq lists its product as uncharacterized. Bases 1 to 1500 code for a protein of 499 amino acids. Gene Ontology annotation, cellular component: membrane. Lineage: Eukaryota; Fungi; Ascomycota; Dothideomycetes; Pleosporales; Pleosporaceae. Gene Ontology annotation, molecular function: transmembrane transporter activity. The transcript is spliced from 5 exons. Gene Ontology annotation, biological process: transmembrane transport. The record is from RefSeq and is a predicted model, not a curated record.